AAUAAUAAUAAUAAUAAUAAUAAUAAUAAGUAUAUAAGUUCCGAGUAAGAUGUGGCUAUUUUCCUCUUCAGGUAAUUCUUUGUGUGUAGUAUUUGCGUGCAUCUUACAGAGCUCGCUGUUACCUAAUGCAAGGAAUGAAUUAGACAGCAAGACUUCCUGAUCCCUGACGAUAACGACGAUUUUUAUUGGUCAAAUAAACGGCUGUAUUGAUCGUACUGUUAACUUUACGGGACAGCACAGCUCUCUAAUUUAGAGAGGUUUUCCGCUAUUCUGAAGCCCACAGAAAAUGCUCUGUCCAGUGUUCUAAUGCAUUCUAGGGCGCAUUCUACUGGCGAAAUCAGAUGGGCCGCUUCAACGUGACGAUGCUUCGCUAUUUGACGGCGGACGAUUUUCGUGUGUUAACUUCCGUCGAAAUGGGUAUGAAAAACCAUGAACUAGUGCCCGGACCGCUUGUCGCCAUGAUUGCUUCGCUAAAGCACGGUGGAUGUCAAAAACACUUACACGAACUCUGCCGACAGAAGCUUCUCUCAUACGAACGUGGUCGAAAGUACGACGGUUAUCGUCUUACCAAUCUCGGCUAUGAUUAUUUGGCUCUGAAGGCAUUCACUGCACAAAACUUGUUAUAUUCCGUCGGAAACAAAAUAGGAGUAGGAAAAGAGUCCGAUAUCUAUCUUGUUGCUAAUGUAGAAGGCGAAGAACUGGUGCUUAAAGUUCAUCGACUGGGUAGAACGUCGUUCCGGAAGAUCAAAGAGAAGCGUGACUAUCAUGUCCAUCGUCGGAGCGCGUCGUGGUUAUACCUUUCUAGACUAGCAGCGGUCAAAGAAUACGCAUUCAUGAACGCCCUUCACCAACGGGGUUUUCCAGUACCAAAGCCAAUAGGUGUCAACAGACAUUGCGUUAUUAUGGAAUUUGUUCAAGGAACUACAAUGUGCCAAAUGCAGAGUAUAAAUAAUCCAGCUGAUUUGUACGAUAAGCUGAUGAAUCUUCUCGUGAAGCUGGGAAACGCUGGCUUAAUUCACGGCGACUACAACGAGUUUAAUCUGAUGUUAACUGAAGAUGAAGAGCCAAUUCUAAUCGAUUUCCCCCAGAUGAUAUCAACGAAACAUCCAAACGCCGAGUUCUAUUUCGAUAGGGACGUCGCUUGUGUAAGAGAGUUUUUCCGCAAGAAACUCGGUUAUGAAAGUGAGGAGUUUCCAACGUUUGCUGAUCUGGAGAGAGAUGAUCUUCUUGAUAUGGAGACAGCUGCAUCAGGAUUCACCAAAGAAGUUCGCGAGCAACUACACGAAGCACUCGAGGGAAUGAACAGAGAUGAAGAACCUGCUAAUGAUGACCAAGAGGAAAAUGAAGACGGCGAUAGUGAUGCUAGACAAUCUGAUGGAGUAGAGGACCUUUUACCUCAAAUGGGAAAAGUAAAGUUAAGCAAGCGAGAGAAAAAAGAAUUAAAGACAAGACAUCGUCAGCAGAUAGCGAAGGCCGAAGAACUCAACACGGAGCCAAAGAACGGCUGCAAUCCUUCAUUGAUGGAGAAAUUCUUUGGUGUAGAUGAUAUCUCAAAGGUGGAGGUUGAUUUUAAUACAAAUACUCCAGACAACGGUUCGAACUCGCAAAAAUCAAACGGCGAAGAAGAAGAACAAAAGGUUCCUGAGCUUCUACAAGCGAACUCUGCUGUUAAGAAGGAUGACAUAUGCCAACGUUCUGUCGUGUCAAGUUGCACAACGAUAGCUCCUGAAGAUGUUCGCGAGCGUAUGAAGAAACAGAUUCAAAGAAGGAAACAGCGUGAAAUGUACAAGAAGUCCCUAAUAGCAAAGGGUGAAAGCUCCGCGACAAAUCGAUUAAGGAGAGAUAAUCGAGAUAUCGUCAAGCAAUAUGCAGGAUGGGAAGAGUUUUAGUGUAACAUAGAAUUGCCGUCGUACAGUUUCCGUUUGCAAGGUGGAGUUGUUAAUAAUUUAAUUUCAAGCGGAAUUUUGAUUCGCUGAUGUCUUUAUUGCACAAAAACCUGGGAACCUUUUACUCUCUAGAGAGUUGAGGUUCCUAGUAAAAUCGACCAUCUGGGUAUAUAGUCCAUAGUGCAAACGCUCAUAUU
This is a messenger RNA of Varroa destructor (honeybee mite), 2083 nucleotides long. RefSeq names its product RIO kinase 2 (gene RIOK2). Gene Ontology annotation, cellular component: nucleus; preribosome, small subunit precursor; cytosol. The record is from RefSeq and is a predicted model, not a curated record. Gene Ontology annotation, biological process: maturation of SSU-rRNA; protein phosphorylation. Lineage: Eukaryota; Metazoa; Arthropoda; Arachnida; Mesostigmata; Varroidae. Gene Ontology annotation, molecular function: ATP binding; protein serine/threonine kinase activity.